Molecule: messenger RNA, 4213 nt
Organism: Mus pahari (shrew mouse)
Lineage: Eukaryota; Metazoa; Chordata; Mammalia; Rodentia; Muridae
Gene: Brd8
Product: bromodomain containing 8
Exons: 22
Coding region: 214-3072 (952 amino acids)
Cellular component (GO): NuA4 histone acetyltransferase complex
Molecular function (GO): protein binding
Source: RefSeq, a predicted model, not a curated record
UUAGUUCUAAAUCUAGACGUUUCUUUUCUGAGGCUUCAGCCGCGAUCCCUUGUCCUUUAUUAUUUAAAAAGAUUUUUUUUCCUCGAGGGACUUCGCUUCUAUUUGGGCAAACCGACCCGCCCACAUUACCCACGAGGCACCGCGAACGGAGUCGCACUGUAUUUCCCAGAGUUCCCCGCGUCUGUCGCCAGCGUUGAAGACGUCGAAGCCAAGAUGGCGACCGGGACAGGCAAGCACAAGCUGCUGAGUACUGGCCCAACAGAGCCAUGGUCCAUCCGAGAGAAGUUGUGUUUAGCAUCUUCUGUCAUGAGGAGUGGGGAUCAGAACUGGGUAUCAGUUAGCAGAGCAAUCAAGCCCUUUGCAGAACCUGGCCGGCCUCCAGACUGGUUCUCUCAAAAACAUUGUGCUUCUCAGUAUUCUGAGCUCUUAGAGACUACUGAGACUCCAAAACGGAAACGGGGUGAAAAAGGAGAAGUGGUAGAAACUGUUGAAGAUGUGAUUGUUCGCAAACUGACUGCUGAGAGAGUUGAAGAACUGAAGAAAGUCAUAAAGGAGACACAGGAGAGAUACAGGCGUCUGAAAAGAGAUGCAGAACUAAUCCAAGCCGGGCACAUGGACAGCAGACUGGAUGAGCUCUGCAAUGACAUUGCAAUGAAAAAGAAAUUGGAAGAGGAAGAGGCUGAGGUGAAGAGGAAGGCCACAGAUGCUGCGUACCAGGCUCGACAAGCAGUAAAAACACCUCCUCGAAGGUUACCAACUGUGAUGGUCCGGUCUCCUAUAGAUUCUGCCUCCCCGGGAGGCGAUUACCCACUUGGAGACUUGACUCAAACCACUAUGGAAGAGGCUACCUCUGGGGUAACCCCUGGGACUUUGCCGAGUACCCCAGUCACCUCGUUUCCUGGGAUUCCUGACACCCUUCCUCCAGGCUCUGCACCCUUAGAAGCCCCCAUGACCCCAAUAACAGAUGAUUCACCCCAGAAAAAGAUGCUUGGACAGAAAGCAACUCCACCCCCCUCCCCUCUGCUGUCAGAGCUCUUGAAGAAGGGCAGCCUCCUGCCUACUAGCCCCAGACUGGUAAAUGAGAGUGAGAUGCCUGUGCCCUCUGGCCAUCUGAACAGCACAGGGGUUCUCCUGGAGGUGGGCGGGGUUCUUCCCAUGAUACAUGGUGGGGAGAUACAGCCAACAACCAGUGCUGUGGCGGCCUCCCCAGCUGCCUCAGGUGCUCCCACUCUUUCCCGGCUUUUAGAAGCUGGUCCCACACAGUUCACCACUCCUCUUCCUUCCUUCACUACUGUUGCCAGUGAGCCUCCAGUUAAGCUUGUGCCACCCCCUGUAGAGUCUGUGUCCCAGGCUACCAUUGUCAUGAUGCCUGCGCUGCCAGCACCAUCCUCUGCUCCGGCUGUCUCCACUUCUGAAAGUGUAGCUCCAGUGAGCCAGCCUGAGCCCUGUGUACCCCUGGAAGCUGUGGGGGAUCCACAUACUGUGACUGUUUCCAUGGAUAGCAAUGAAAUCUCCAUGAUCAUUAAUUCCAUCAAAGAAGAGUGUUUCCGCUCAGGGGUAGCAGAGGCUCCUGGGGGAUCAAAGGCUCCAAGCAUAGAUGGGAAGGAAGACUUAGAUCUAGCGGAGAAGAUGGAUAUUGCUGUGUCUUACACAGGUGAAGAGUUGGACUUUGAAACAGUUGGAGACAUCAUUGCAAUCAUUGAGGACAAGGUGGAUGAUCACCCUGAAGUUCUGGAUGUGGCGGCUGUAGAAGCAGCAUUAUCAUUCUGUGAAGAGAAUGAUGAUCCUCAGUCCCUGCCUGGCCCUUGGGAGCACCCUAUCCAGCAGGAGCGGGACAAGCCAGUACCUCUGCCAGCCCCAGAGAUGACAGUCAAACAAGAGAGACUAGACUUCGAGGAAUCAGAAAACAAAGGGCUCCAUGAACUGGUAGACAUCAGGGAUUCGGGUGUUGAGAUUAAGGUGGAACCAACAGAGCCAGAGCCAGGCAUGACUGGGGCUGAGAUAGUAGCUGGAGUUGGUCCAGUCCCAAGUAUGGAGCCACCAGAACUCAGGAGUCAAGACUCCGAUGAAGAACCUAGAAGUUCUGCAGCUGGAGAGAUUGGUGAGGCAGAUGGUUCCAGUGGGAAAGGCGAUGAUGAGAGGCCACUUUCAGCUGUGAAGACAGAGGCACCCCCUGAGAGCAUGUUGUCUCCAUCACGUGGCUCAAAUCCUAUUGAAGAUCCUUUAGAGGCAGAGACUCAACACAAGUUUGAAAUGUCAGACUCAUUGAAAGAAGAAUCAGGGACUAUUUUUGGAAGCCAGAUAAAGGAUGCCCCAGGUGAUGAGGAGGAGGAAGAUGGAGUCAGUGAAGCAGCUAGCCUAGAGGAGCCGAAGGAAGAGGAUCAAGGAGAAGGCUAUUUGUCUGAGAUGGAUAAUGAGCCUCCUGUGAGUGAAAGUGAUGAUGGCUUUAGUAUACAUAACGCCACACUGCAGUCACACACUCUGGCAGACUCCAUCCCAAGCAGCCCUGCCUCCUCGCAGUUUUCUGUGUGCAGUGAAGAUCAAGAAGCAAUUCAGGCUCAGAAAAUAUGGAAGAAAGCCAUCAUGCUUGUAUGGAGGGCUGCAGCAAAUCAUAGGUAUGCCAAUGUGUUCCUGCAACCUGUUACAGAUGAUAUAGCUCCUGGCUACCAUAGCAUUGUACAGAGGCCUAUGGAUUUGUCAACUAUAAAGAAAAACAUUGAAAAUGGAUUGAUCCGCAGCACAGCUGAGUUUCAGCGUGACAUCAUGCUGAUGUUUCAGAAUGCUGUUAUGUACAAUAGCUCAGACCAUGAUGUCUAUCACAUGGCAGUAGAGAUGCAGAGAGAUGUCUUGGAACAGAUCCAGCAAUUCUUGGCCACACAGUUGAUUAUGCAAACAUCUGAGUCUGGAAUCAGUGCUAAAAGUCUCCGGGGGAGAGACUCUACCCGAAAACAAGAUGCUUCAGAGAAGGACAGUGUCCCCAUGGGCUCUCCUGCCUUCCUUCUCUCUCUCUUUGAUGGGGGAACCAGGGGACGCCGCUGUGCCAUUGAAGCAGAUAUGAAGAUGAAGAAGUGAAUACCUUCUUUGAGCGGAACCUGAAAUAGAAAUAAGCAAAGAUACCUUAGCUUGGGUUGUGGGCUCCGUUCCACACUUGAUCUUAGUCAAAAGGCUGAGAAGCAGGGAGUCCAGAAGUGGAGUUACAGAAGAGGAGGUGCCGGGACCAAAUGACAUGAGUUGAGAAGAUCUCUUUUCAAAGAGUUGGAGUAGCACAGAUGCCUGUUUUAGGGCAAAAAUCAUGGGCUAUGUUAAUGCCCUAUGUGUAACUAGCAGAUUGUAGCUAAUUUGUACUGUCUUGUGAAGUGUACAGAUUUUUUAAAAAAAUAAUAAACCUGUGAAGUGUGUGUGUAUAUAACAAUCAGAAGGAAAACUCUGGCCUUCGGUGUGUCCUUUGUGUUUGAGAUGUGUUUUCUUUACCACGAUAACUGAGUGUAUAUGGGAUAAGAUGGUUAGAGCUGAGUAGUCCCAUAAGCUGCCUGCUAUGACUGAGAGGAGGUAAGUGACCAAGACCAAAGUUGUACUUAGUGUUUUUAAAGGAUGUAAUUGUGUACAGAGGACUAUUUUACUAUUUUACUGGGCAUUUCUUGAAUGUUUGGGAAGUAUUAAGGUUUUUAGGAUCUGGUUAUGUUUCUUAGGGAUUAGAUCAUGGGCAAAUGUAGCAGACACGUCAGUCGUGGUUUAAAAAAGCACUGUUUUUGCCGAUGCUGUCAGCAUCUCUAUAGAGAUUACUAUUAAAUUUGUGUAAAGGUUAAUCUCUGAGGGUUGUAAAGUUUGGGGCUGGGAAUGUUUUUGGUAUAUAAUGAUACAGCUCUUGGCUAGUUUCCUUAUCAAUUGACAGUGCUGGGAGAAAGAAAUCACAUGGAAGCACAUACCAAUAAUCCUAACACUGAAAACUGAGGCAAGAGGAUAGCUGAGAGUUCGAAGCUAGCCUGGGCUACAGAGGGAGACAUUGUCUCAAAACAAUCUAUUCUGGGGCCUGCAUGGAGUUCUCAGUGGGUUCAGAAACCUAACAUGCCUGACCACCUGAGUCUGAUCUCUGAAACCCACUUCGUGGGAGGAAAGAACUGACUCCUGCAAGGUGUGUUCUGACCUCCACGCGUAGUGGCAUGUGCAUUCUCAUAUAUAUGUACAUGUAUGUGUGCACACAGAUGUAAUAUGU